This is a messenger RNA of [Torrubiella] hemipterigena, 540 nucleotides long. The record is from the annotation of a GenBank genome assembly. Lineage: Eukaryota; Fungi; Ascomycota; Sordariomycetes; Hypocreales; Clavicipitaceae.
AUGCCCUCAUCAAAGAAGCUCAGUGUGGUUGAUGAUAAUAACGUGGAAGUCAAGGAUGGGUAUGAAUUUGCGCUUGGUCGUGGGCCUAGACUCAAACUCAACCUGAACUAUGGCUCAGAGUGGGUGCAUGCAUAUGUUCAGCCUCUCGAUGAGCGCCGCAAGGAUGAAGAUAUGGAAGAAAUUAAAGGAUCGCCUUUCAGACGACAACGGCGGUGGAGUUCGGUGCCUCUCAACGGUACUCUCGCUGAUGACAGCAAAGCAGAAGAAGGAAGCUAUAGAUUUGUGACGCGGAUGCUUCGUCUGUAUGGUGACAGUACUAAGAAGGAAGACUGGGAAGUGAAGCAGUCCGUUAGUUUUAGCAUUGAGUAUAAGCAAUGAGAAUAGUUGCAAUGGCUAUAGGUGGUUACACAAAAGAGUUGGUUCUGUAGUUGUUGGGCAAUUGGUAUUUUUGUGGACGUAGCAUUACCUAGAAUAACAAAUGAUUAUACUCAUACUUUUUUCCUUAUGCUAUAGCGGAUUUCUAUGAUAACAACUAUACAG